UGACGGCCAACCACCUAGCGUCGAAAUGGCAUCGGACGACGACUACGAAGACGGCGAGAUCAUGGAGGAGGGCGAGGAGGUGGAGCAAUCCUCUCCUCCCGCGGAACCUUCUGCCUCUGAUACUGCUACCCCUUCUGUCGUAUCAAGUGCUAUUCAGGCGCCUGUAGAGUCCCCAUCCGCGCUGCUCCCCACACCCAGUCAUCGAAACCCUCGCAAGCGUCUGCACUCAUCUCUACAAGACACCAGACCCACCGAGUCUGCCUCAAUAUACGAUGCACGUCCACCGCUGUCUCACCGUCAACCGACGCGCUACAACAGCAACAGCGGCAAUGGCUACAGCGACCGCAGACGCGAUGCAUCACCACACGAACACCAGGACGACCGCGCGUACGCCGAAGACUUGAUCGUCAAAUAUCCAAGACAGCAGCCACGCAGCAACGUAUUACUGGACUUUGCCGCGUGGAUGGGCGCAGCUCGCAGCAGGAAACGCCUGGACGUCGAGGACGUACAGAAGCUCGUACUUAAUGUACUCCGUGGCGGCAGCAGGAAGAAGGAAGGCAUGUGUUGCAGAAAUACCGGGCGAAGUUGAGCUUCUUUGAUGGCUGCUCUAGUGUUCCAGUGAUGCUAACGAAGCAGGAGCUCAACCAGAUCAGGAGAUCAGAAGCGUCACUGUCAGAGUUGAUGUAUAAGUUCCCAAGACCGACGGUGGAUACCCACGAAUUGUCGACGGAUGAGCUGUUCUACGCCCAUGAACUGACGUUCUUAAUGAAGCACUCGGCUGGCUUUACGGAUGAAUUGGUGUUUACCCCGGCUGGGAAAUUUACACGCAAGAGUCAGCCUCUUGGAGGCACAUGGGAGCUAGACGGGGACUUGCUGCAUCUCAAGUGGAGACAGCGAACGACCAAAGCUGCUUCUGCAGUGGAUGAGACUCCCACAGAUCAGGACGUUACUAUGGAAGAGGAAGAGAACGAUGCGUACACGUUGGAUGUGCUAGUCAGUCAAGAUGGAAGCAUGCACGAGUUUAGGACGGAUCCAGUGACGGACGAGACCUACGCGCAUAAGGUACCUGAGCAUUUGGCCAAGAAACGCCGAGGUGACGACAAGCCGCGGUCUAUCUGGCUGUCGCUUGCUAAAGCGAUUGCUGUAGACGUGCCUCGCUCCGCCGAUGGGUCGCUUAUUCUGCAAGAGAAACAAGUAAAUGACUUGUCAAAACAGCAGGAUACUGAGGCGAAUGGCAAGGAUGAGAAAGAGGACGAGCCUUUGACACGAGAAGCAUUCGAGUAUUAUUUACUUACGCUUGAAGAUUUGAAGCAACAUGGAUUUCCGACGGAUGUAGAAGAGGAACAGCGCAAAUUAUUAGAAGAAACGGAUGGGAACACUCGCGACAGAUACGUGGCAACGCAGCCUCGACCGACAAUUACAGUGGAAGAGUCUGGCUCUGCUUCAGAUGACGAAGAAGGAGCAGCAAUGGAAACGGAUGAAACAUUAGCGAGCGCGUCUUCAACUGACGAGUUCAUCUAUGCUCUGGACUGUGAGAUGUGCGAGACGGAUAUCGGCAUGGAACUUACGCGCGUGACGGUCGUAAACAUUAAAGGUGACGUCGUGUACGACCAGCUAGUGAAGCCGCAGAGCACUAUCAUUAACUACCACACGGAGUUCAGCGGCAUCUCCGAGGAGACUCUGCGGGAUACGAAAUACAUUCUGGCGGACGUGCAGCGAGACUUGAUAACGCGGUUUCUCUUUAAGGACACGAUUCUGGUGGGUCACUCGUUGACGAGUGAUCUACGUGCUCUUCGCUUAGUGCAUCCUACAAUUGAAGACACGGCCAUCCUGUACCCUCAUCAACGAGGUUUCCCCUUCCGCACAUCGCUCAAGUAUCUGACCAAGACGUAUCUAAAGAAGGAUAUCCAGAUCCAGACCCAAAAUGGACACGACUCAGCUGAGGACGCCAUUGCAUCGUUAGAGCUGCUAUUGCUGAAGGUUCGUCAAGGACCUUGGUUCGGUAUCCCUGAGUCAGUCUCCACGAGUGGAGCUUUCGAUUCUAUUGUCGAUAAAACCUUUGCUUUAGAAAAGAAAAUGACGAUGCUGCGUCUACAGAGCAAUGGAGACUCUACCAAAGCAUCGGUAGUGGAGCGAAAGCCGUGGGAUCUAUACGCAAGUGGUGAUCUGAAGGCUCAAGCACAAAGCCCGUUCCGCCAUGCCCAAGCAGUGAAGGCAAAAGCCGAAGCCAACUCUUCAACUACCUCAAACGCAGCUUCGGCAAACGCUAUCUUGAAGGUGGAAAGCUGCUUGUCGUGGGAGACGUUGAAGACGAGUCUUCAGGCUGCCUUGAGUGACCAGUCAAGUGAAACAACGCAGCCAGAUCUGUGCUGGGUGGAGAUCGAGCCUCCUAGUGCGAGCGCAGCGCUUUGCAACGACUUCGUAGGCAAGCACGAGCUGUGGAUGGCAGAGCAGCAAGCGUACUGCGAACAAGUGGACGCUUUUCUGCAACAACUUCGUGAUGAGGAGCUACCGAAGGGUACACUACUGCUGGCACUUCCUCAAGGCGAUCUGAGCUUGUUGCGAUAUCUCAAGGGACUGCGGACACGCUCCAAGUGGCGUGACGCCACCCCUACGAGUGAUGACCUGGCGCCUGAAGCGCUACACGCCGCGGUGGGUGAUGCGUUCCGUGGUGCAAUGGACAGCUGCCUGUUCCUUAUGCAUAAAUGAUAGAUAUGUCGAUCGACGAUAGACAAGACUAGGUAAAGCAAUGCUAGGAUGGUUCUAACAAAAUCAAAGCAUUGGUGCUUCGAGCUUACUUGUAGUGAC
This is a messenger RNA of Phytophthora nicotianae INRA-310, 2808 nucleotides long. RefSeq lists its product as hypothetical. Gene Ontology annotation, cellular component: nucleus. The transcript has 2 exons. The coding region runs from base 622 to 2709 and encodes 695 amino acids. Gene Ontology annotation, molecular function: exonuclease activity; nucleic acid binding. Lineage: Eukaryota; Oomycota; Peronosporomycetes; Peronosporales; Peronosporaceae. The record is from RefSeq and is a predicted model, not a curated record.